UGGGCCCCCUACCACCCCCUCAUGCUGCUGCCAGGGCCGUAAAAUGUCAUGGGCCCCUUACCGCCUCCUCUGCUGCUGCCAGGCCCGUAAUCUGUCAUGUGCCCCCGUUCGAUCCUCAUUGCUGCUGCCAGGCCCCGUUAAUCUGUCAUGGGCCCCUGUAUACCCGCCUAGCCCUCAAUGCUUGCUGCCAGGUCCAGAGUGUCCUCAUUGGUCCCUGUACUGCCUCCCAUUGCUGCUGGUCUCACCAUUCGGCCACACUCUGCCAUGUGCCACCUUCUUCAGGUCUCCUCACCACUGCUGGUGGGUUCCAUUUGGUCAUAGGGUGCGUGGCAGAUUACGGGCCCUCUCACAGUCUGCUGGCUGCCAGGCUCCGUAAUCUGUCAUGGGCCCCCGUACCGACUCCUCAAUGCUGCUGCCAGGUCCAAGCGUCCAAAGAUGUCAUGUGGCCCCUUUACGGACACUCUCAUGCUGCGCAAAAGUCCACGCAUCAUGGGCUGUUUACGUCCUCCAAUCGCAGCACUAUUUACUCCGUCCGACCCAUGCACUGUGCCAACUUUCAGGUCUCCUCACACUGCUGGUGGGUUCCAUUUUGUCAUAGGGCGGUGCUGGCAGAUUACGGGCCUCCCAUUGCUGCUGCCAGGGCCCGUAA
Molecule: messenger RNA, 649 nt
Organism: Staurois parvus
Lineage: Eukaryota; Metazoa; Chordata; Amphibia; Anura; Ranidae
Source: the annotation of a GenBank genome assembly